AUGGCGAAUUCGAUGAACUUCUCCAUGGGCUAUUCUCGCGAUGACCAGCCUCGCGAUGAAGAUGAAAAUGCACAGAUUCCUCACGAUCCCUCCUUGAUGAAUUUCUCCAACAGUUUUGCCUAUAACGCCGCCAUGCUAUCCCAGGAGGAUGACCUGGCCUUGCCGUCCUUCGACCGGACCAGACCCCAGGGCGACUUGGAAGGGCGUCUUUCCAACGUGAUGUUAACCUAUGAUACCGACCCCAGUGGCGGGGUCUCCUUGCCUAUGAACCUGGACGGAGUGAACGCCUUCGCCUACGAUGCGCCCACAACCUACCCCGCGACUUCCAUGGGACUCACUCCUGCGCUAGAUCACUCUCAGCUUCACAACUAUACCCCCUUCGUGCAGUCGCUGCCACACGCUGGCCAGUACCUCGAACAACCGAGUGUUCCCCAACCCCACAAGGAUACCUAUAAGACUGGACCCAACUCGACAGGGAGCUUUGAGGAUUCCGAUUUCGAGCGAGCGACUGAUCAGCCUCAGGUGUCUGCCCAGCACUCAACCCAGGAGCAGCACUUCCCACAAUAUGCACAGCAAGCCUCUUAUCGGGCGCCGCAGCCGGUGGCCAUCCAACCCAAAAAGCCCGCCGUCAUCAAAGAAACACAGUCCCCGGGGCUGUCAACACCUGAUGCUGGCUCGACGGAGCACACUGGCAUCUACUCAAACAGUGGCUUCGAUGUCCUAGGAGUGCUCAGUCGAGUGGCCAUGCGAUCCAACCCCAAAAUCAACAUUGGGGCGGUUGAUCUCUCCUGUGCCUUUGUGAUGUGUGACAUCUUGCGGGAAGAUCAACCGAUUGUGUACAUCUCCGAUGCCUUUGAGCGUCUGACUGGAUACACUAAAGAUGAGAUCAUCGGCAAGAACUGCCGAUUCCUGCAGGAUCCUCAUGGCCAAAUCACGCCUGGAACCAAGCGGUCUUUCGUCGAUGGACAGACAGUGUAUCGCCUGCGAUCGACCAUCGAUGACCGCAGUGAAAUCCAGGCCAGUAUCAUCAACUAUCGCAAGGGUGGACAACCCUUUAUGAAUCUUAUCACCAUGAUUCCUAUUCAGUGGAAUUCGGAGGACUAUCGAUUCUACGUCGGGUUCCAGGUUGAUCUGGUCGAGAAACCCGACGCUGUCACAAGGAGAAAUCCUGACGGCACGUAUAGCAUAAACUACCAGCGCGACCAGUUACCACAGUAUGUGGUGCCGCCGCCAGAUGUGUACAGAUUACGGCCCGACCUGGUCACUCGGUUUGGCCACGACGAGGUCACUGCUAUUCUCAAUGCAGCAGGUGUGCCAGGCUCCGGAGUAUCACGACAGUAUCUGGACCGCAUUUUGGUCGAAAACGUCGACGAUGUGAUACAUGUGUUGUCGUUCAACGGUGAAUUCUUAUAUUUGUCGCCAUCUUGCCGGAAGAUCUUGGAAUAUGACCCGAUCGAGCUAGUUGGCAAGACUUUGUCCACUAUCUGCCAUCCGAGUGACAUCGGACCCGUGAUCCGGGACAUGCGGGCCAGCACGACCCCAGCACCCCUGAGCGUUGUGUAUCGUAUCCGUCAAAAGUACAAGGGAUACAUGUGGUUUGAGAGUCACGGUGCAUGGCACAUCGACCCCCAACAGGGCCGCCGUUAUCUUGUUAUGACUGGCCGCCCGCGCCCAGUCUACUCACUGGACCAAAUUGCUCGUGUUGGAUCUUCUGCUGCUCUGGCUGAAAACGAUAUUUGGGCCAAGAUCUCCUUGUCUGGCGUGAUUCUCUUUGUGACUUCCAAGUCGAAGCCAGUCCUGGGACGUGCACCUGACGAUUUGAUUGGCAAGGGUAUCCAAGAGCUCAUGGAGCCGGAAGAUGAUCCUAACGCCAUUACUGAUGCCCUGGAGGCAGCCGCCAAUGAACAAGCCAUGGAUGAUAAGCCUGCCGAUCCUCCAUCAUUCCGACACCAGAUGCGUCAUAAGAAGGGUCACGCAUUGUCUGCGCACACCACUUUGUACGCUGGAGAUGGGGUCAACGGGAGCAGAUCUUCGUUCCUCGUCGCCCAAAUCCGGUUUGCACGAACGUUCCCUCCCGGCUCUGCUGCCGUAUCUGCUGCCGAGGACGAGGAAAUGGCCCAUGUCCCCGGUACAGCGAAGAGGACCACUCUUACAACCUCUGACCCCAACCCGCCUCGUCAAUAUGGUGCCAUCGGGCAAAAAGCAUCUCGUCUCUCAACCCUCGUUGGUCUGAACGGAUUACCCGCCGGGAAUCGCAGUAUCUCGCCUUCAGAUGUACCGGCUACAUUCUUUACCGAGCUGAAUCCCACGCGCGGAUCUAACUGGCAGAUUGAAUUACGCGAGCUAGAAAAGCAAAACCGAACUCUAGCCGACGAAUUACAGCGGCUUCUGAGUCGACGCAAGAAGCGCAAGCGCAAGCAGAGCGCCAUCUCCGUGGAGAAGGCCUGUGCCAUGUGUGGGACCAAGAAUACUCCCGAGUGGCGGCGAGGACCAAGUGGCAAUCGCGAUCUCUGCAACAGCUGCGGCCUGCGAUGGGCAAAACAAAAUCGCGGUCAGACUCGGUCUGCUGCACCGGCGACUGCACAAGUGAUUGCGCGGUGA
This is a messenger RNA of Penicillium atrosanguineum, 2601 nucleotides long. RefSeq lists its product as uncharacterized. The record is from RefSeq and is a predicted model, not a curated record. The transcript has 4 exons. Gene Ontology annotation, cellular component: nucleus. Bases 1 to 2601 code for a protein of 866 amino acids. Gene Ontology annotation, molecular function: protein binding; sequence-specific DNA binding; zinc ion binding. Gene Ontology annotation, biological process: regulation of DNA-templated transcription. Lineage: Eukaryota; Fungi; Ascomycota; Eurotiomycetes; Eurotiales; Aspergillaceae.